Mizuhopecten yessoensis (Yesso scallop) is the source of this 930-nucleotide messenger RNA. RefSeq names its product histidine N-acetyltransferase-like. NCBI's taxonomy places the organism in Eukaryota, Metazoa, Mollusca, Bivalvia, Pectinida, Pectinidae. The transcript has 3 exons. The record is from RefSeq and is a predicted model, not a curated record. The coding region runs from base 1 to 930 and encodes 309 amino acids.
AUGGAUCUUAUUGAAUGUCGACUAGUUGGCAUUGAGGACUAUGAUGACGUCAUGGCUAUCCGUGAUGACGUAUAUGAUGGUAUGGACUUUCUACCAGCACUGUAUCGGUCCAUGAUGACCAAUCACAUCGGGUAUGCCUUGACCGUGAACAAAACUAUGGUAGCGUUCCGAUGUGAUGCUUUCAUUGAUGACGGGGAGACCAUGCUCACACGGGCACUACGUGUCCGGAAAGGUUACGAAGGUAGAGGGAUGGUCAAUCGCCUGGGAGACUUCAUCUCUCAGGAAACUGCAGGAAAUCAAAGGCUCAAACGAAGAGUGUACACAUUCGGCAAUACAAAUCUCUUAAAGAAAGUGGAACAGGGGAAGGCCACCCUCGUUCUACAGAAGGCCAUCUUGCUCUACAAAGGAUUGGUGUCAAAGGUCGCCCCUUCUCUCCCUACCGUUACUAAUACACAAAUCAGGAUCCUGAACAAGGCGGACAUGCAAAAGCUACUGUCAUCAAAAACAGACACGGACAGUUUGUUUCCUCAAGGAAGAAUUAUUGCUAACUGGGUACCAUAUCGUCUGUUGGCCAUUAAUGUCGAUCAUUUCUUCAACGACUUCUGUCUCAUUUUAGGCAGCGACUGUAAAGAUGGGGACUCGGUCAGACUCGACCUCAUGACACUGGCAGUUGGUUACACGGUACCUAACGGAAUUAGGUACACUAUAGAAAUAUAUGGUAGUUUGACAGAACAAAUGUUUUCAGAUCACAUGGCAGAGCAUCUCAGAAAAUGUUCUACGUUUGACCGUGAUAAUAUUAAUCUUUUAAUACACCAUGAACAAGGCAGACAUGAUCCAGACAUUAUUACGAAAACCAUGCAGCAGUUUGGAAUGACUGCUUCUGAUAGAAUUCACUCCACUAUGUAUGCAGCUGAAGAAUCCACAAUUUAA